Aspergillus viridinutans is the source of this 954-nucleotide messenger RNA. RefSeq names its product putative RNA binding protein. The transcript has a single exon. The record is from RefSeq and is a predicted model, not a curated record. Bases 1 to 954 code for a protein of 317 amino acids. Lineage: Eukaryota; Fungi; Ascomycota; Eurotiomycetes; Eurotiales; Aspergillaceae.
AUGGCUUCUCCAAGGAUCAGAACCAUCGAGCCCAGGAACCUCAGUGAGACAAGGUGGCAGGAGGAACAUAGACAUCCUUCGCCGACGGGGAGAUCGUCACAAGCUCGAAGCCGGGCAUUUUCGUUCCGAAUCCCGACUUUCAGAAUGUCUCCGGAGCCAAGUGACAGAAAGACAUCGUACGAGCGCCGCGGCCGUCACAGAUCACCUCGUCCCAUUGUUACCGACUUCCCAGAGAUCGAGGAGCGGAGGCCGCGCAACGAGCGGCCAGCUUCGGCCCGAAUCCGAUGCAUUUCACCGCGGACAGGAAGUUCGCCGACCUCGAUCAACAGGGAGAGAGUAAAUGAUGCUGUUGAAAUACCUCGCCAGGCUCGAUCACGACAACCGUCACGUGAGCAACGACCUCCUCGUCCACGAACGCCUGUUACUGAACGUGAGCCGGAGCAACGGAGACCACAGCGAGGUCUUAACUAUGUAGUGGACAUUCACAAUGACGCGGCUGCAUCCCAAGACAGAGACCGCAGGAGUUCAGAACGUCGACAAGUUCAUUUCUCCAGCGACGUGGAAUAUGAAAAGCAUGUAAACAGCAUCAGGGCUCGCAACCGUUCUGCUGUUGCAAGAGAUGCCGAGAACACGAGCAAUAGGGCGAGCCAUUCGCGAGAUAGCAGUCCACAUCCACGAGUUCAUUCUCCUUAUCCUGGAAGGGUGACGCAGCGGCAUCAGGAGACCAACCGCCACCGUCCGCGAAUCAUCCAAGACGGUAACCGUAUCAUCUCAGAAGCAGGCGAGCGCAUUUUAGCAGAGGGCCGGGAACGCCACCAACGCGGGAAUCCAAUGCGUGAUGUCGAGAUGCGCACUCAUCGAAGAGCAUCUAACAGUAGAUCUGGUCGUUUGCGAUUCUUCCAUUCGGGCGAGAAAAGCAAAGAUGACCGGUGGCAUGACGAGCGCUGGUUCUGA